AUGGCGGCCGAAGAGGACUACUUCGGUUCCGAUGAUGACUUCAAUCUCGAUCAGCUGCAGGAGAUCGAAAACGCGGCUUUGCUCGCGUCGCUGACCCAGAAACAACAGAAGGCUGAACAACUUCAACCUCAAUCUCAACCACCUCCACCAAUCCAGCAGCAGCAGCGACAGCAACAGCAGCAACAGCAACCUCCCAAGAAUCCUUAUCAAAUCUCCUCAAAGGCAGCAUCCUACAAUUCUAACCGUCAGAAUGCGACUCAAUCGCACCAUCCCGGGCCGAAUAGACCAUACGCAAACCUUACCUUUCAACCACCAAGACCUGCUCCACCACCAGCUCCCAAAAACCUGUCCGCGGAGGAACAAGAAGUCCGUGCCGCCUAUCUCGCUCGAAAUCAAGAACGUCAGCGAUUACGGCAGCAACAGCAGGAUGCGUACCUUGCUCAACAGCGACAGGCCGAACAGCAACCUAAUCCCACACAGCCGCAGCAGCAGCAGUCUCAUGCACAAACGAUAGCACAGCAACAGGCAUACAUCAACGAACAACGUCAAACCCAAUUAUCACAGACUUACACCCACCGUCAACGACAAUUACAACCUAGGAGUUCAUAUCGACAACCUACGCCUUCAUACAUCACUCAGCCGACUCUACCAAGUACUCCUGGUGACCGGUCACGAUUCCAAAAUUCCACAAAACGUCCUCUCCCAGGUGCAAACCAGGCCACGAAUGGUACUGCGAAAUCUGCCGUACCCACAAAUAUCGCCAGACCUGAAGAAUACGCCAAUUAUGAUCAAGCCAAGGAAUUAUGGGAUACCGGUGCAGCUACCGAAGUAGUCGUUCAGGAAGCGGCGAGGGGAACAGCUGCACUUGAAGCAUCGGCUUUAGGAACCUCUGCCUUUGGCACCUCCGCUUGGAUCAGUAGUAAUGAGCCAACGUUGGGAAAAACCGCUACAUUGCCCCGAGUCACUAAUCAUGACAUGGUGGAUUAUGAUGCGGUCGCUGAAGCAGGCGUUACUAGAGCUGGAGACAGUGCGGCUAUGGAUGUCGAUGGAGGGAAAGGGUUGACGGCACAUGAUAUUGAAGAACUUGAGGCGCUAAGGAAGGCUGCACAGCAACUGUUGCUUGAGAAGGAUGAGUUACAAAAGAAGUUAAAACAAGCGACUGUGGAUGUGCAGACUAAGACUGGCGAGAAUAUGCUAUUGCGAAAGAAGAUCGAGAAAGCCGAGACGGAACACCGGUCUGAAGUCGAUGCCAUAAGGUCUUACGCCCAACAGAAAUCCGAUAAAGCGGACGAAGAGAUGGCAAAACUACGAGCAGACGUGGUGAAGAUGCAAGCCGACCUCGAGUUCGACAGGAACGACCAGCAAGCAAUGCAUAGGGAGUUAAAACAGUAUCAAGAGAAGGAUAAGCAACUACCCAAAUCUGUGAAAGAUACGAUGGGUCUUCAAACGCCCCGGAAAAAUAGGAUUACAGAGCUAUGUGACGGAUUCGAUGCAGACGAAGCCGGUAUGGUUCGGAGUAGCCCUCCGGUCGGUAUGCCUGGUAGUCGGGGUCGAAGAACGCCAUCGAAGAGUGCGAAGCGGAAGAGAAAGCCGAAUGAGUCGCCUAUGAAGCAUUCGCAGACUCUGAUGCUGCCGAUAUUGCAGUCCGGGGGUAACUCACAGAGAUCUAUGAUGAUGGAGUCGGGUGCCGAGCCUGAAGAAGAAGACUUUGAUGCCAUGAUUGAUAAAAUGACACUUGAAGAGCUGGGAUUGGGGAAUGAUGAUAGACAACAGUUUCUUGAAAACAUCUUGUCUUUUAAGCCCAAUGAAGGGCAGAUGACGAUAUUGGAAAUUUUGGAGAACUAUCAUUUCCCUUCAGAAGCCGGGACAUCAUUAGCCGCAUUAUUUAUGGAGAAUGUCCCUCAGGCAGAUGUGGACUCUCAAUACGGUGAAUUUCCGGCGAAGAUCUGCAGCAUUCUUAUCGCUUUAUGGGACCGGUGUUAUACGGAAAAGUUUUUUGAGCCGUUAUCAUUGUUGUUGGGCUUUUUACAUCAUGUUAUAGACUGCGAUUUUGGGGAGCAGUUGUUUCCAAUAAUAUUAGAGCCUUUCGUGGAAGUUCUCCAGAAGACCGUUAUGCUUAACUCGUUAGAGCGGUUUAAGGGUCGUUACGACCGGAUCAAUCCGCUCGUUGAUGUCGAAAAAUGCCUGCGAAUAUUCGAGACAGUAGCAUUAGGGGUCCUGAUUGAUGAUGACCUUAAUAGACAUUUCUGGGCUCUCAUUCAGCCGGACUUCAUCGCCCCAUUUAUGACAUACAACCAACCAAUGUCUCAUAUCCGUCUGAUCCUUAAUACGUUGCCAUCCUCGGUAUCGUCGACCUCAUACGGUCCAAUCUCUCCGGACCCGCUUCAACAAAAGGAUUAUGAGAGAGUAACAUUAAUACAUGCUUCGUUCCUUCUAACCACAGAACCCAAAGCGGAUCCAACAGUCCACCCUGGUCAUCGUCGCGCGGAGAUUCUAUCUAUUCGCUCCGCCAUCCUUACAUUCUACUCAUGCAUAGCGUCUACAACCCACGGCAUAACAAGUCUAGUAACGAACUCCAACUGGCAAGCGUUAAGCCGUAUAAUCGUGCGGCUACACCACGAGCUAGAGGAAGUCUACGAAGACCGGUACGGGAUUGAAAACUCUGUAAAGUUUAUAAACAACGGAGUAUCAUUCAUACACAGAGUUUUAAAGUUACAGACGAGUAAUGAUGAUAUCGAACGGAUGUUGGGGAGUACUGCGCAUAACGGGAACGGAUAUAAACACCUAGUUGUUUUUGCGAGAGUGGCGUUUGUAAAAGAUGGGGAUUAUUUGAGCAGAGCGGGGGUAUUGCCGGAGACGGUCGAGAUGGCGAUGGAAGUACUUGAGGGGAGUGUGACUAUGGAACAAGGAGACGAGAUUUGGGGGCUGUUUAAGGGGAGAGAAGAUGUUAGUGUUGGGGGGGACUCGAUGACGGAGAGUAUGUUGGAGGGGGACAGGGUCUUGAGGGAAGAGGAGAUGAAGAGGUGA
Molecule: messenger RNA, 3027 nt
Organism: Orbilia oligospora ATCC 24927
Lineage: Eukaryota; Fungi; Ascomycota; Orbiliomycetes; Orbiliales; Orbiliaceae
Exons: 4
Coding region: 1-3027 (1008 amino acids)
Biological process (GO): DNA damage checkpoint signaling
Source: RefSeq, a predicted model, not a curated record